This is a messenger RNA of Eruca vesicaria subsp. sativa (arugula), 1889 nucleotides long. The record is from the annotation of a GenBank genome assembly. NCBI's taxonomy places the organism in Eukaryota, Viridiplantae, Streptophyta, Magnoliopsida, Brassicales, Brassicaceae.
AUGAAAUUGGUAGCUCAGGUGUGGAGGUCGAGCGUUAGGCUGUUGACGACGAACUACGGCGGCGGAAACAAGAGCGGGUUAUGGAGGUGGAGAUCUUUCUCGGGUCAGCCCAAGAGAACGGUGAUGUGGACAUGGGUUUGUGGGUUCAUGCUUUUCACCUUAGGUGUCAUCUCACUCUUCACCGGUCAUGUUGUCUCCCACCUCGAGUGGUAUUCUCAGCAACUAAGCAAAAAGAGCUUACUGGAUGUGAGUCGUAGGGAGCCGAUUAAUGUAUGGAAGUCGAAAUAUUCGAAGUUCUUUUAUGGAUGCAGUGAAAGAAGAAGGAACUUCCCACCUGCUGUCCAGGAGCAUUCGUCUAAUGGUUAUUUGCUGAUUGCGGCUAGUGGAGGUCUGAACCAGCAAAGAACAGGAAUAACAGAUGCAGUAGUUGUUGCACGGAUUCUGAAUGCUACUUUAGUUGUACCUGAGUUGGAUCACCAUUCUUAUUGGAAAGACGACAGUGACUUUAAUGACCUUUUUGACGUGAACUGGUUCAUCUCUUCCCUUACAAAAGAUGUGACCAUAGUAAAGAGAGUUCCUGACAGAGUCAUGCGGUCCAUGGAAAAGCCUCCUUAUACCAUGCGUGUUCCUCGAAAAUCUACUCCCGAGUAUUAUCUCGACCAAGUACUGCCAAUUCUCUCCAGGAGACAUGUUUUGCAAUUGACAAAGUUUGACUACAGACUAGCAAAUGAUCUGGACGAAGACAUGCAAAAGCUGCGGUGCAGGGUCAACUAUGAUUCUUUAAGAUUCACAAAGCGCAUACAAUCAGUUGGAAUGAAAGUGGUCAAGAGGAUGAGAAAGAUGGCCAAACCCUUUCCUUCAUGUGAUUUAAGCAUGACGUCUACAUCUUCAUGUUAUGUACAUAACCAUACAUACGUAAAAUACAGGUUUGAACCAGACAUGCUAGCCUUUUCUGGUUGUGACUUUGGCGGAGGUGGAAAAGAGCGAGCUGAGCUGGCAAAAAUAAGAAAACGAUGGGACACUUUGCCUGAUCUGGACCCUCUGGAGGAAAGAAAGCGUGGGAAAUGCCCUCUUACCCCUCAUGAAGUGGGCUUAAUGCUGCGAGCUCUUGGUUUUGCUAAUAGCACAUACAUCUAUGUUGCGUCUGGAGAAAUAUAUGGUGGUGAAAAGACUCUGAGACCACUCAGAGAGCUGUUUCCGAACUUUUACACCAAGGAAAUGUUUGCCAGUGAUGAGCUCAAGCCUUUGCUUCCUUUUUCUUCACGCCUUGCCGCCAUUGACUACAUAGUCAGCGACGAAAGUGACGUCUUUAUCACUAAUAAUAAUGGAAAUAUGGCCAAGAUUCUUGCAGGCCGAAGGAGGUACAUGGGGCAUAAGAGGACCAUAAGGCCAAAUGCAAAGAAGCUCAGUGCGUUGUUCAUGGGGCGAGAAAAGAUGGAGUGGCACACUUUCGCCAAGAAAGUGAAAUCUUGUCAGCGAGGAUUCAUGGGUGAUCCGGAUGAGUUCAAGCCAGGACGCGGUGAGUUCCACGAGUACCCGCAAGCUUGCAUUUGUCAGAGACCCUUCUCUUAUGACAAAACCUUAACGGAUGAUGAAGAAGAAGACACACAAGAAGAGGUCCACAACAACACCAGACCUGCACAUGGUCAUUUGUCUUCUGCAGACAUUGAGCACGACGAAGUUUUCCCUGAUUAGUAAUUGGGUUUGUUGCAUCAUUAGUGCAAGGUCGCUGGAUUUUACUCUAACCAGGUAGGUUAUAGUCCAAACUUUGAAGGAGAAUGAUACAUACAAUAGUACAUGAUUUAGUAAGAAGUGCUAAUGUUGUUUCAGCUGUUGUAAGGAGAUUGAUCAACAACAUAUGUAGAUGAGAGAGAUAUAGGAACUUCCCA